This is a messenger RNA of Talaromyces proteolyticus, 1207 nucleotides long. RefSeq names its product FAD/NAD(P)-binding domain-containing protein. Bases 1 to 1203 code for a protein of 400 amino acids. Gene Ontology annotation, molecular function: electron-transferring-flavoprotein dehydrogenase activity; flavin adenine dinucleotide binding. Gene Ontology annotation, cellular component: cytoplasm. The transcript is spliced from 2 exons. Lineage: Eukaryota; Fungi; Ascomycota; Eurotiomycetes; Eurotiales; Trichocomaceae. The record is from RefSeq and is a predicted model, not a curated record.
AUGUCUUCUAAAAGUAAAACGAUCCUCAUUCUUGGAGGUUCCUAUGGUGGUGUUGCAGUAGCCCACUACGUCCUCAAACAUGUUAUUCCUUCUCUUCCCGACAAGGAUAAUUACCGAGUCAGUAUCAUCAGCACUUCAUCGCAUUUCUUCUGCAGACCAACUUGUCCUCGAGCCCUCGUUUCCGAAAGCUCAUUUCCUCGAGACAAGCUCUUUGUGCCCCUGACCACAGUAUUCGCGCAAUACCCCACUAGUUCCAUCACUAUUGUUCAUGGGACUGCUGUGAAGUUGGAUCACACAAACCGUGAGCAAGAACUUGGCUAUCACGCGCUUAUUAUUGCUACUGGGGCAACAGCAAAAUCGCCUCUUCAUGGGCUCUUUAGUGACCAUACCAGAACCGAAGAGGCAUGGUCGUUAUUUCAAAAGAAACUGCCGAGUGCAAAAAGCAUAAUAAUUGCUGGCGGUGGCCCAACUGGUGUUGAGACUGCCGGUGAACUGGCGAAGUAUUUGAAUGGUAAUGGAUCCGGGAUUCCCAUCACAGUCAUCACAAAAGGACGUCAGAUACUGCCGGAAUUGCCUGUCUCAGUUGCCGAGAAGGCAGAAUCUCAGUUGUCCAAAUUGGGUGUGUCGGUGAUCAAAAAUCGCGCUAUCGAGAAGGUGACGCCGCCAAAUGCCGGAUUGGCUGAUAGCAAAAAUCCAGACUUAAAAAGCGUGACAGAUAGUGUGACGAUAGCUUUGGACAAUGGAGAAUCUCUUGAAGCAGACCUUUACAUUCCGGCGACAGGGGUCGUACCAAAUACUUCAUUCGUUCACGAACAGCUACUUGACAACGAGGGCUACGUUCAAGUAGACUCGACAUUGCGUGUGAAAAAUGCUGGAAAUAGAGUAUAUUGCGUUGGCCAUGUGAGCUCAAGCAAACCUCGGGCUAUUCAUGCCAUCAUGAACCAAACACCAGUGAUUGGAGAGAACUUGAAACGAGAUCUGCUUGCUGCCGAGUCUGGUACUGAAGUCAAGGAAAAUGACUAUCGUGUGCUUGGGCAAGACACGAAGGUGAGUCAGCUUGUAGUCAUUGGGAGUAAAGGUGUUGGGUUGGCCUUCGGAUGGAAAGCCCCGAGCUUCCUGGUAUGGCUGAUCAAGGGGAGAGACUAUUGGCUUGGUAUGACACCAGCGAUGUGGAAUGGGAAACAGUUCGAAAAGGCGAGCUGAGCGG